Messenger RNA from Mizuhopecten yessoensis (Yesso scallop), 6589 nucleotides. RefSeq names its product fanconi-associated nuclease 1-like. Gene Ontology annotation, molecular function: 5'-flap endonuclease activity; flap-structured DNA binding; 5'-3' exonuclease activity. Gene Ontology annotation, biological process: interstrand cross-link repair. The transcript has 13 exons. Lineage: Eukaryota; Metazoa; Mollusca; Bivalvia; Pectinida; Pectinidae. The coding region runs from base 1399 to 4560 and encodes 1053 amino acids. The record is from RefSeq and is a predicted model, not a curated record. Gene Ontology annotation, cellular component: nucleus.
AGUCGACUAUUUGGUUUAUUAGUUUGGAUUUUUGAUCAGGGUUACGUAUGCGCUUCUAAUGCAGAGCCUCCAUUUUGAAGAGUUUAAAUGAUGCCGAUGUUUUGGAUUUCUUUUUCAAAAGCGCCAAGUUUAUUUUGGUAAAGAUUAGUUGUUGGUGAAUUCUACAUGUCAAACUUCUGUCCUGUGACUUGCAAGUUAAAGACAGUGUCCAUCUUAAUGAUCCCAUCGAACCUACAGCUACAAACUGUCAAUCAUCUAUAAAUUGAUAAACUCUUAAAAGUUCGGCCCCUCAAACAAAACGUCUGAAAUAUUGCUGAAUGUGCAAUCAUUGCCAGUGGUCAUGGUAUGAUAAAUGAAAUUUGCAUUCUUAAUUUGGUUUAGAACAAAAUUGAUGUGGAGUACAUGAUAAUCUCGGAAAAUUUAAGCAUUAAUCAUAAAUAUCCGUUUAACUUCUUUUAAAAAAAAAAAAUUUCACCUUCGUACGGGUAGUUUCCACGGGCAUUUAAUUUGUUUACGUUUACGUAUAAAGCCAUAUUAUGUGUUAUAUACGUUUCUGCGUUAAUACAAAUAUAAUGGCCCUGAUAAUAAGAAGUCACAUCCGAUCGCGACUCAUUGUAUUUGUUUCUGUCAAUGAAAAUGGUCUCAAUAAUAAGAAGUCACACACUACUCCUUUUUUUCAUUGAAUUUACACGAGCAUGGAAUUUAACCUAUUUUUUUGUUGGCCAUUUUCUGGCCCGAAAAUGAUCUCUGUGUUUUCUAGGUCUGUAAUUUGUCUAUCUAUUUUAUAAUAACAGGCCUAAUUCCUAAAUGUAUUUAUCAAAACCUUUUGAUAUCAACACACACUAAUGUACAUGGUGCAUUAUUAUGAAAAAUAAGAGUGUUUCUUUCAUCAGAAGCUUUAUUUAUUUGACUAACCAACAAACAAAACAGUAAUUUGGCAACAAUAUGUACAUGUGUUACGUUUUUAUUUCUCCAUGCACAAACUCAACUUAAAUAUUGAUCACAUGUAUAAUACAAUAAGUCAUUAAGAAUCGGAAAGUAAAAAAUUAAUUCUUCACCUGUGAUCUCACUAAUUCUUGACCUAUGAUCUCACUAGAUUUUAUUUUACAGAGACUACAUAAUUCAGAGAACAUAAAAAGAUUUUAAAAUAAGUUUAAGAUUUUUUUCCCCCAAAUAGCUGCAAAUGAAGGGAAGUAUCAUAUGAAAUUAGGAAAUUACAGCUACAAUUCUUCAGGAAAAAUGGGUUAUUACAGGGCCUAAGAAUUGGAGAAAUGAAAUUGGACAAGUCAAGUCAGGAUUCACACCAUGGAAGACCUCUGAACCAAUUUCUACCUGUUAUAAUCCUAUCUGAUAUACUAUAAUCGCUAAAUUUUACUUUAAUAUUAUGACCAAAUUUGAAUGUUUUUGAUUUUUUCCCUUUAUUUAUUCAGAACAAAAAUGAAACCUCAAGGGAUAGGGAAAAGUCCAAAGAAAUGGGGGAAACAGAAGCUGAACAAAUCUCCACCCCCAAAAGGUGUUCAGACGAUAACAGCCAUGUUCAAACAGCAGUCUGCUGGUGUGUCCAGGGGAUCUACAAGCAUGUCUUCCAACAUAGGACAAGAUCAUUCCAGUGAUAACUCCGAUUCGGAUGAUGUAACCGUAGUUAAAGUGGAAAGUCAAUAUUUUGAAAAGUCUGGAAAAAAUGAUGACUCCGAAAUGUCUAUUCCAGAAUCAACGUCUCCAUUCUUUAAAAAAAAGAGAAGCUCUUCAAGAUUACGCCUUAAGCAAUCUGUUUCAAAGAAAUUACUUGAAGAUGAAGUUGUGAAAGUUGACAGUGAAAUAAAAGCUGAAACAGCUGACAAUGAGGAAUCUCCAUCACAGAAAGAAAACACUUGUAACGUAAACUCUGAUAAUGGGGAAUCAUCUCUAAAAGUCGGAAGGUCUAUACGGUUGUCUCUCGGGAAAAGGAAGUUAUCAGAGGAUCUGGAAGAUUUUGUAACCGAAGAUAAAAAGAAAAGAAAUGAGACGAAAUUGCUGAAAAAGCAAAUAAUGAACAAAUCUGAAAGACAGAGCAGUACAUCUGUAGAUCAUCAUAAAAGUAAAGCGCCGCAUAAAAUCAGAAAAGUUGAGUCCUCAAAGAGUGUGAAAUGUUCUAGCAGGACUGAAGAUGGAACGACUCGUGAUACAAAUGUUCAGAGGUGUAUGAGGGAUACAGAAGUAAAGGAUGCAUCGAAACAUGCAUGUGCAAGUGGUUCUGAAAAUAAAACUUCGUCAAAAGAACUAACUGUGGCUACAGUGGAGCCCAUUUCUCCAUCUACAUCUUGUGAAUCACUAUUAAAACAGUCAGACUGUCAUGAUCAUAGCCAAAUCAAACAGAACAUUUCCGAAAAGCAAAUUCAAAUCAAGAAAACUAAAAUGUCCAACAGUAGAAGAGAUCCAAAGUUAGAUAUUAAGGAGUGCCAAACACAAGAUUCUCAGUCAAUAGGAACUGUGAGAGUUCACAGUCAGAGUGAAAGUCAGAUGGAAAACAGUAAGACGACUGACAGCCAGACGAUGGACAGCCAGACAGUGGACAGCCAGACAACAGACAGUCAGACAGAGAGUGUGGGAGAGGACUUGAAGGAGAAGUACAAAACACCAUACUACCAUGAAAACUUUAAAGUGAUCAUGACAACAGUACUGGGAGAGUCGGACUAUCAACAACUUUUCAAUGAAGAAGAUAUGAAGUUUAUUGGAGAAUUUCAAACAUGCUCGGAAUCUGCCCAGAAGUUGUAUAUCCGUCUGUUCUCCAGAAAGUUGACAUGGCUACCAUUGACCAGAAUAAAAUAUCCAGAAAUUGAGGAUGAUCUGACACCAGUUGUGACGGAACUGGCCCAACAUCAACUUGUUCAGACAGCUGAGGGUCUGACUGACCUUCAGGUGACUUUGAACAUCUUAUCUGCGGGAGAUUUGAAAACUUUGGCUAAAACCUAUCACAUCAAUGUGACCAAUCAGAACAAGCCUGACAUAAUACAGCUGUUGAUCAAGAAGAGUAGACAGAGCACGAUCGGCUCCAUGUUCAAGGUGGCAGGCUGCGGGGGUUCCAGUACCAUGCUUAACAGAGCUAAGAAGUUACUGGGUUGCUGUCUACACUUGAUGGAAGAGCCAAGAACCGUGUUCCUUAGGAUGUUGAUGCUGUUCUCUUUGAAUGACACAAUUCUUGAUGAAGACAACGGUACCGGUAGUCAAGGACAACAACUGUUUCAGAUGCUGCAAGUUAACAUAGGAAGAUUGGUGUAUCCAGGUUACAAAGUGAACAAGAGCACCAGUAUAUUCGGGGACAGAGAUACUUUCCUCAGAUUUGCCACUGCUGUAACAAUGGAGAGUGAUAUCCUCACCAGACUAGAGAAAAAGGAUUUUGAUCGAGCGUUUGAUAUAUACCAGUCAGCAGAGAAACAGUAUGACAAACAGUUACAGGAUCAAGCCAUUCAAAGUCAUGAUGAAAGUCUGCCAGUUUUCCUCCGGUCCUACACGGCAUGUGGUGUGUUUGUAAGAGUGCUGAACCAGGGGGUGGAGAUACUACAGCGUCGGAAGGAUUACACGCAGGCAGUCCAACUCCUCGAAAAACUGCUGAGUCAGCAGAUCUACUGCGUAACUUAUCGUGGCCACUGGUGGGAACGUCUUGCCAUAAACUACGACGCUCACCUCAAACAGCCAGCUAAGGCACUAAAGUGUAUUGGAGAAGGCCUAGAAGACGAGUACCUCCGUACAGGACACAGACUGGCCGUGUUCCAAAGGGCCGAGAAAAUCUGUACAGCUCCAAAGUCAAAGUUUAAAGACCAGCUGCUCAACUUUCACCAUGAACCUGUCUUAGACUACCCUGAGGUGUUCCUGGACGGUAAAGUGCUACCAGACAACGUACCUGGAGCAAGGUUUCGGUUCCUGAUGUCCACUCCAGGGUCAGAGGGGGACCCUGAUGACCUGACGUUUUGUGGAGUGGAGCAACUUGUAAUGGAGCACUAUCGUCAAAACGGUUACACAGAUGGUUUACAUGCCGAGGGUUCUACAGUAAGCAGUCUAUUUACACUGUUUUUCUGGGAUAUGAUCUACCGUGACAUUCCGGAUGCCUUUCACUCCAACUUCCAAGUUAUGCCCCUUGACUUUCACAGUGACCACUUCUACUCCAGUCGCCAGGACAAGAUUGACCAGCGCUUGGACACACUGAGACACAGCUCUGUGGAGGAGCUUCACCAGAUGGUGUCCGAUGUCUGGGAACAACAUGAGGGAGAGAUGUGUGGCAUGAGCUGGGACCGUUUCUCAGGUGUUGACCAUGCAAAGGGUCUGGUGUCCUGUUUUGGUGGGAAGGUGAUCGCGGGUAUCCUCGAGAGGUAUGCUUGUAACCCUCGUCAGACCAGGGGUGGAUUCCCAGACCUGACCCUGUGGAACACUGAUAAUAAAACUGUCAAGAUCUGUGAAGUGAAGGGUCCUGGAGAUCGCCUUUCUCACAAACAGAUUUUGUGGCUGAGUUACCUGAUCAGUCUAGGGGUAGACACGGAGGUUUGCUAUGUCAAAGCCGUGAGUACCAAGAAGCUGAAACAUUAGUAAUAGUGGAAAAGACCGGUUUGACAGUUUUGGACAUUUAAAGUAUACUGUCUGUGAUAAAUACAAUCUCAAUGUCAUAUUACAGUACUGUCUGUGUGAUAACUACGAUUUCAAGGUCAUAUGACAGUGCUGUUUAAUAAGUACAAUUAUCAUCUUUUUACUACUUGAUAACAUUAUCAUGGGUUGUUAGUAUGAGAAUACUCCAGAAGUUGAGAAAGACUUGAGGAUGGAUUUUCUCAAACCUAAAUAAAUUGUGUUUCCUAUAUAUUUUUUCAUUUCCCUGGCAUUUAUAGUGAUGUUUUUGUAACUUUCAUAAAAUGGGGAGGUGCAUGUUGGGAUGAGGAUUUAUUUUGCUGCCAAUGAUUAUCUUAUUUGACUCGUUCAGUUGUCAUUGUGUUAAUUCUUGGUUAGAUUUUGCUGAAACCUCAUAUGUAUGUACCAGUAUGUGUUCAGUACAAUGUCACUUCAAAAGUGUCAAUAUUCCGAGUCCUGGGGAAAAACUCAGAUCACCGAUUAUAAAUAGAAAAUGUACUCUUGUUUGGAGUUGUACCGGCAUUCAGUUUUAUAUUAAUUUACAUACCUACCAGUAUAUAUAUGUCAGAGCUCAGGUUGACCGGUGCCGUAUUUUGAUACUAAGUCAAUGUUCUUGUGUACUGUAAACCAUAUUUGUAGGCAUUACUUUGUUGUGUUAUUCAUCUAAGGAAUUUGAAUGAGGGUUAGAGUUCACAAAGUGAACAGAUAUACAUUAAUUUAUGUAUUGUUUGAAAUGUGUCUGUGCUAUGCUCUGCUUGCGAAAUUUACACGAAACGUUAGUGUCUGGUAAAGUAUGGAGAUUUACAGAUCCAUUGUUUUGUGUUGAUCCUGUUGACUUAUAGAUCUUAACCCUUUCACCCCUAUGUAACUUUAGUAGACACUACCAUGCAUUGAUAUGGAUGAGUCCAUUAUGGUCUAGUGUUGAAAGGGUUAAGGUUGUAAUGUCACCUUAAUGACGGGUAGAUUUUUUUUAUGUUUUGUGAACAAAGUUUAAUACAAUUGAAAACAAUUUUUCAAGUUUUUGUUUUAUAGAAAUUUUAUUGUAAAGUUUUGACAAUAUUGUAUAUAUUGAGCAUCAAAAUGAUGACGUAUGAAUUAUAUACGUAACAACGUAGAGAAAAUGUACAAUGACAACUUCUGUGUAACACACCAUAUAUAAAAUGCUGUACAAACCAGUGUUCCACCUCCGGGCAGGACAUAUCAUUAAUAGUUAUUAGAAACAUGUUAAGGGUUGUACUUUCUUAAUAAAUAUAUUGCACAAUGCCAACCUUUAUUUAUUUAAUAUCUAUUUAUAGAUCUCAAAAAAGUAUCAUUUGUACAUUUCUGAGAUCAUUUGAUGAAAUUGUAAAACUAAUGAAGCUGAGGGACAAAAAACUAACUUUCAGAAACAUAAUCCACUGUAAACUUAACAGAAGACCAGAGGGCCUGUAUAGCUCACCUGGAUAUUUCAGCAAUCAUGGCAAAAUUUUGUAAAAUAUAUUUUCCAGUAAAUAUUGGCUCAGCUGUCUCAGCAACACCUUUUCCUUAAUAUUGGGUCCUAUACCCCAUGGUUGGGGAUGGGAUGAUGGUUGGGGGCCUCCUUUAUACAACAUUGAAUCCCCUUGACCUAAGAAUACUCUACAUCAAAUUUGGUUUAGAUCCCUUCUUUCGUAUUGAAGGAGGAAUCUAAGAUUCAAUGCUGAAGAUUAAAUUAAGUCAAACCCUCUUAAUCCACAAAGUAAAAGAGUUUUAAAUAUAUACUUUGCCUAUUCGGCCCCUCCGUCUAUCCCAGGUGGGGUAGUCACACCCACCAUACAUACAAUAUUUAUUCCUGUUUUCCCAAGGAAACUCAAGGCCAAAUUUUGUCAAAUUCCACUCCGCUGUUUUGGACUAGUAGCAUUUUGAAUGAAAAAUUGACAGAGGCGGAUGCGCCACAGCAUAAACUUACCAGUUCUUUGGCCCAGGUGAGCUAUAAUAACACUUUAGUGAAAGGUAACAGCUAAAAUAUUGCACCACA